CCUAGCAUGGGUGUUCAAUGAAAAACAGAACUUUUAUAUUCGGACAUGUCUGUUAGGCGGUAAAAAGAACCGAAUGUCUAAAUACAUGUUCUCAAUACAUCACUUUUGCAGUACGUGGAGGAUAAUUGCCUUAAAAACUCAAACGCGAACGCCGACAUCUCUGUGGUGGUUGUGGUCGUGUAACUGUCAUACGGGUCCCGAGGUUGUUUUACAACUGAACGAGCAAAAAGGAGUCCCCAAUAACCAGGUAACAAAAAGGCACAAAAAAAAAAGAUCUUCAUGUCAACCAGUACUGGAAAGCUUUGACCGGCAGUACAGUCAGGAACUUGGAGACUUGUGGGCAAAUGCAAGAGCAGUGCUCCUGGACCCUCUCUCUUGGCAGUAUGGGGUCAUGAUCAACAGCUUCAGCACUGUGACAGACAUCACACAGAUUCUCCACUCACAGGGCUUUUCCACAUUACUGCCAGAUGUCUCCAUGUUGCAUUGUGAAGGCCCAUCAACAGUAGCACCUCACUACAUCUCCAAGUGCCCUCCGAAUGACUCCUAUCUUCAACCUGACAGCACCUUUCAUGCCCUCGGUCAGGACCUUCAGUCAGAGCCUUCACUCAGUUUGCCCCGUCCUUCAUUACAAUGUUACAUCCACACACUUCCACUACGGUUUCCCUCUCAGGCUCACAGGCCUGGCCAGCUGAAGCAGUACUACCUCCUGAAUGCUGCCUCCCUGCUUCCAGUGCUGGCUUUGCAAGUCAGAGAUGGGGAGAAGGUUUUGGAUCUUUGCUCUGCCCCUGGGGGAAAAGCUUUAGCCAUGAUGCAGUGUGCCACCCCAGCUCUUCUCUGCUGUAAUGAACCAGACCCUCACAGACGGGACUGGCUGGCCAAAACCCUGGAGUCUUUUCUGCCUUACUCAUUGAACAGCAGAGUGAUUGUGGCUGCACAGGAUGGACGGUCUUUUGGGCAAAGUGCAGCAGGAACAUAUGACAAGGUUUUAGUCGACGCCCCAUGUUCUAAUGACAGGAGCUGGCUGUAUUCUUGCAGCAGCCAGCAGGGGGAGCAGAAACUAAAGGAAAGAGCCAGGCUGCCUGCACUCCAGGCUCAACUGCUAAAGUCUGCACUGUCAGCAGUGCGUCCAGGGGGCGUUGUGGUCUAUUCCACAUGCACGCUGUCCAGCUCAGAGAACUACGCUGUGGUUGAGACAGUGCUCAAUGACUGUCCUGAGGCUGAACCUGAAGACCUGUGGGAGGGGAUUGCUGUUCCUUUAUCAAAAUACUUUGCAUUUAGUCCUGCUCACCCUGAUCAUGGACAGACACUUCACAAGCCGUCCCUACAACCACAGAAUGGCACUGUGUCUUCUUAUCACCACAGACUCGGCAUUUUAGUGGUUCCUCAGCCCGGCAAGACCUGGGGACCUAUGUUUUUGUCUCGUAUUAGAAGAAGGAAAUAGGGUGUAUUCUCCAGCAGAGAAAAGAUAUGUGGAAACUAGGGCUGGGCACAUUAAUGCGUUAUUAUCGCGUUAACGCAUUAAUUAAUUAAUUAUUAUUUUAUCACACGUUAACGCAGUUAUUAUUUUGAAAGUCCGUUUCUCACUAGCUCUGAAUACACAUACAGUCAAACAAUGGGUAACAGGAGGAGUGGGAUGUUGAUCAACCAAUAAAUCACCCAACCAAACACGCAGUGGAGGGAGGCUUCGGCAGACUACGUUGCAUGCAGAGAAGUAGAUAAACAAAAGCAAGACAAGCGAUCAAAUGCCAUAGCGAAGUGGAUAGCUACACACUGCAUGCUGAUUAGUAUUGGGGAAGAUGUUGGUCUUAGGAACGUUCUUAAAAUCACAACAUAGUUACUUGGACCCGCAGGGUUGCUCUUUGCUCCGGUGAUCAGACGGCGCUCCGCGAGGAAACAGCAGGCGCUCUAUGGAGAGUAACCAUGGCAACGUCUUCUGUGCGCUAAACAGCUGUAGCCUAUUUAACUUUAAUUUAACUAGGCUACGUAACUUUACCUGAUAGGCCUUGCAUCUAGUUUUGCGGGGAUGCUCUGCCAUGCGAAUUCCCUCCUGUUGAUGUCCUGAUAACUGUGUAGUAGACAGUAAUAGAUUCUGGAAACAGCGAGGAUUAGUCUCUCUUCCAAUGAUUUGUGCUCUGCCUCGGGUACACAAAGUUCAAGACAAAUCAACAGAGGCGGCGGGCAUAUGCGUGAACUACUUCACCUCACUCUAACAGGGACACUUGCUACUGAACAUACACUGUUUAUGCUGCUCCCUUGAAAAAAUGUUUCUGCUGGUACCUGUUCAGAAAAAAAAAUAGAUUUAUAAAUGUUAACCAUGCGUGCAUUAGCAGUGCAUUUAAAUUAAAAGUGCCCAAUACACUACCUUAGAAUUCAUUAUUCUAUUUUGCCGCAUAACAAUGCGAUUAAUCACUGAAAAUCACAUUCCCUUAGUAUGAUUUUUGUUAGCUGUGGCGUUUUUAAGGUGUCCUACCUUAUGAAAGUACCUAAUGAAACUGACUUGUAACUCACUCACACAAACGGACAACCUUUCUAAUUCACAUUUAGUACACUGCCAACCUGUGACACUUAUAGGGGAUGAAAGUAGUAACAACAGCAGUAGUUCACACAGGCAGAUUUAUACAUGUCAUUGUUGCAACUUGUUGGCAAAGAAGGUCAUAAUGUGGAGUUGUAACACUUCGGCCACCUGCAAGACAAUAAGUGUUUUAGCUGCAGUUUUGCUGUUAAAUGCAGCUGUUCUUUGUUUCUGUGGGUGUUGAAUGAGAUUUUACAUUUAACACUUGUACCACCUAUAACAAAAUAAAUAUGGAACAUUGCUCACAGCAUUCACACUUAACCUCCAGUGAGAGACAUUAGACAACUCACAGUUAUUUAAAGGUUCUGUAUAUGAGAUUCUGAACAUUAAUAUCGCAGCAAGCAACUAUUUGCUAUGUAAUGAUAGUAAAGAAGUGGAUUAAUGGCGUCCUGAGCAGAAAAUGAUGUCAGUCUCCCUCUGUGUGUUGUCACCCGAGUGUCUCUGUUCUUGUUUUUGAUGGGAAGCUAUUGGGCUUUGAGGAGUGUGAUACAACAGCUGAUUGUUUUCUCAUCUAACUCUGUGAAUUAAGGGUUUAUUUUGAACCAAACCAGAGUUGAUGAUUGUUUGAACAGUGGAAAGACGUACUAAGAUAAUCUCUCUAAUACUGUAAUGUUGCACUUUAAGUGGACAUAUGCUUGACUAGCGCAUUUGUCCCCAAGGAUUACUGCACCCAUUGUAACCUGUUUCACAUCUGCCAGCGAUGGCAUAGAACCAGAAUAUUACGAGGGUUUAUUUCGACCAAACCAGAGUUGGUGUUUGUUGGAACUGUGGAAAGACUAACAAAGAUGGUUUUGGUGAGUUUUAUGUUCUUUCAAUGGAAUCUGGUGUCGAUAUACCAGCUUUUAUUAGUUUGCUUUAUGUCAAUGUUGUGAUCACAACUUUUCCAGGUUUGAUUUUUUGAUUUUAGCCUCUGCAAUCAACCCCUUUUUCAGUCUUUGUUUAUUUUUAUUAUUUAUUGUUUAAGGUAACUAUGCAAGCUACUGACACUGCAGAUGUGCAAUUAGAUGAUAUCAACUAAACAUUUUAAUCCCUAUAAUACUUAAGUCCUGGUUGAUUUGGGGACACCUGCAGUUACUCAUAACAGUGAUAACCUUGGCGUUAUUAGUACCACAAUUUAACCAACUGAGCUAAGCGGCUAUAUAAUACUGCAGGUCACAGAAUUAUGGAGGCAGCAAAACAAAGUAUUGUUGUUUUAAAAAAAGAAGUCAGGCAUUAAUUUGCCUUUUUCCAUCAUUCUGUGAGCAAACAUGUUCCGAUUUUAUGCUGCACACGGCAUGAGUCUGCGAACAGCAGGGCACAGUGAAAGGAGUUACCUCGCUGAGAAGUUGGAGGUGUGCAGCCUGUCACCUGCAGCUCUAAAUCAGGGAAAUAUUGCAAGGAGCAAUAGAACCAGAAGGAGCAGCCACAGCAUGGCAUUACACUCUGCAAUAUUUCAAACUGAUCCGUUGUCAAAAAAUGCCUAAAAUGUCGUAGCGUUCAGUGCUAAGCUCACUGACAAAUGCACUGCAUAUCCUGUGACUGCUUCAUCAUAAAAGUCAAUUGCUGUCCGCCAAUAAUAUACUUUUAAUGUGAAGCUGAAGCAGUAGGAAAUGUUGGUUCAGCAGUCAUUUAAUACAGCAUUUUUCCGAGAAUCUCGCCACCAACGCCCAUUUCGGGAUACUUCAAAUAUAUAAAUAUUCCAAUACUUUCAUGAGUGGGCCACUGUGUUACCUUAUACUGGCAAUGGGUAGUGACUUCACAGACAUUGAAAUGAAAUGAUCUUCAAGAUUGUACUUUUAAGUGCUUAACACUGUGUCCAUGUUGUAUAAUAAAAAUGAUAAUACUGUAAGACUGCAAUGUUCUGCGAUGUAAGAUAGUAAGAUUAAAAAUUCAUCCAGAGUUUAUUAUAUUAGGAGUGAGCGCUUGCAGUGAGUUUUAUUACAGUUUGUGUGAGUUUUAGUUUCUAAAUACUCAUGAGUGGUAGUUAGGGAAUGAGAGAUGACAUUACAGUACUUACCACUGCAGAAGCUUACAUUCAGGAUCUCCAUUUUCCAAAUCAGGUUGCACUUAUUCAAUUUUCAUCACUGACAUUAUUAAACGUUUCUAUCUGAA
Messenger RNA from Micropterus dolomieu (smallmouth bass), 4663 nucleotides. It is a transcript of the gene nsun3, whose product is annotated as NOP2/Sun RNA methyltransferase 3. Gene Ontology annotation, biological process: rRNA methylation. Gene Ontology annotation, cellular component: mitochondrial large ribosomal subunit. The record is from RefSeq and is a predicted model, not a curated record. The coding region runs from base 74 to 1441 and encodes 455 amino acids. Lineage: Eukaryota; Metazoa; Chordata; Actinopteri; Centrarchiformes; Centrarchidae. Gene Ontology annotation, molecular function: methyltransferase activity. The transcript has 6 exons.